AUGGCCUCGCAACGGCUGGAGCUGGCCCUGGGCCGCCUCGCCCUCCGGCCCUUGCAGCAGUCCGCCUUCCCCUGCGCUCACUGCCGCCAGCCGUCUCAGUCGGAGCGAUACCUCAACCCGUCACCACAUCACCGACGGCUUCAGCAACAGCAGCAGCGACGCAGCCUCGCCACGUCCGCGCCGCGCGCCGCCCGCGCAGAGAAGCCCGCCGCCGGAGCCUCCCUCGACCCCAAGAGCGCCGUCGCCGGCGCCCCCAUCGAGGCCCCGCGCUCCUACGGCAAGCGCGUCGAGGGCCAUUUCGUCCCCAAGCCCCUGCCCCGGCCCAUCGGCAUGCCGUUGCCCCCCAAGCCCGGCGAGAACACGGGCAUCGACGCCCGCUCCUUUAAGCAGCGCAAGGAGGACUUUGUCGACUACGACAAGCACCUGCAGCGGCGAAAAGAGCUGACCGCCCAGAUCUCGCGUCCCUACUUCCGCGACUGGGGCAACCUCCAGUUCCACCAGGGCAAGUCCUUCAUCGCGCCCCCGCGCCUCUUCAAGGCCGAGCUCUCCCUCUUCUUCCCCAACCUCUACGGCGAGACCCUCCUCAAGACCGACACCGCCCCGCGCGACACCACGCCCCUGCUCGCCGGCCGCGCCUCCGUCGUCUCCAUCUUUAGCAGCCAGUGGGCGGAGCAGCAGGUCGCCAGCUUCACCUCCCGCACCGCCAACCCGGCCCUGCACGACCUCGUCGCCCGCGAGCCCGGCCUCGCGCAGCUCGUCAACGUCAACUACGAGGACAACGCCGGCAAGGCCUGGCUCGUUCGUCUCUUCCGCGGCUCUCUCCGCAAGCGCUUCCCUGAGCAGGACUGGGACAAGUACUUCCUCGUCCGCAGAGGCAUCACCGACAGCAUUCGCGAGUCUAUUGGCUUGCUCAACACAAAGGUCGGCUACACCUACCUCGUCGACCACCACUGCCGCAUCCGCUGGGCGGGCAGCGGCACCGGCCACCCGGACGAGGUCGAGGGCCUGACCAAGGGCCUCGCCCGCCUCGUCGACGAGAUCAAGAGAGAUGCCGCCCGCCCGGCCGCAGCGCGGGAGCAGCUUCCCGGCAAGGCGCGUCAGGACAGCCCCAAGGCAUAG
This is a messenger RNA of Purpureocillium lilacinum, 1119 nucleotides long. Its product is annotated as mitochondrial ATPase complex subunit atp10. The record is from RefSeq and is a predicted model, not a curated record. Lineage: Eukaryota; Fungi; Ascomycota; Sordariomycetes; Hypocreales; Ophiocordycipitaceae. Gene Ontology annotation, cellular component: mitochondrial inner membrane. Gene Ontology annotation, biological process: mitochondrial proton-transporting ATP synthase complex assembly.